UGGGCACAGGUGGGUGGCACUGGUGGGCACAGGUGGGUGGCACUUCUGGGCACAGGUAGGUGGCACUUCUGGGCACAGGUGGGUGCACUGCUGGGCACAGGUGGGUGCACUGCUGGGCACAGGUGGGCGGAGCUAGUGGGCGCACUGCUGGGCACAGGUGGGCGGAACUUGCGGGUGGCACUGCUGGGCACCGAUCAUCAGGGCACUGAUCAUCAGUGUCCUGAUGAUCGGUGCCGAUCCCCGCUGUGACAACUGCCGGUUCUCGGCAGUACUUUCCUCACGAUCUGACAGCGUGAGGAAAGUGCAGCCGAGAACCGGCACUUGCAU
This is a messenger RNA of Staurois parvus, 327 nucleotides long. Lineage: Eukaryota; Metazoa; Chordata; Amphibia; Anura; Ranidae. The record is from the annotation of a GenBank genome assembly.